UACUAACCUAACCUUCUCCAUGGUUUCACCACCUUGACAGGUAAAAAAAAAAAAAGAGCUUAAAAUUGGUGUCUUUUCCAAAAAGUCAUAGGCCAUGUUCCCCCACAUUGUGAGAUAAUUAAAAAGAGAAAAAGGCAAGUUAAGGAAAGGGAGAGGGCCACUUGGAAAAAAAAGUCAGAGAACAGACAUUAGCCCAACUUGCAAGGAAACAACACUUGCUGGUGUUUUCUUUGAUUGCCCCAUUUCAAGAGCAACCCAUGUGCUCUCUAAAAGGGUGACUUCCAAGCCAUCUUACCUAAUCUAAUCUCCGGAUUCCAUCCACAACCUCAAUUAUUCUAAGGAAAAAGGCUUGAUUUUUACAGCCUAAGCUUUGAUUAUUAAACUACCUACCAUCAACUCACCCUGCUUCCUUGAUCUCAAAGCAGAUAACUUUGGCAAAAGGGGAUAGAAGAGAAGGGGAAUGUCAGUCAGUGCCAGCCUCUAAAGUGCUUUUUUUGGGGGGUUUUGCGGGGGGGAAUGCCUGUAAUUAUUGAAGGAAUCUGAGUAGGGAUCAGUAACCCCCCCAUCUCUUCACAGUUCUCUUCUCUUCCAUAUAACUUGCAGGCAGCCUUCAUUCAUUAAUUCAUUCGUUCCAGCCAUUAGGAAAAGAAACAAGGGGGCAAUAAGUGAGGGAGACUUCAUAAUCAUUGUAGUAUUAUGGGGAUCAAUGGAGGGAUUGUUCGGAGUGUCUUCUCCAGGACACGUUCUUCUGCUUCUUUCGGAACUUAUCACCAUCAUGGCAAUGGAAGAAGCAAUGCUGGUGAGAAGAAGAGGUGGAGUGUGGUGAGAUCAUACCUUUGUGGGGAUGAGUUCAACUCGGUCCAAGGUGAGGAGGAUUCUGCUUCUGUGAAGAGCUCGGAGCCUAGAGUCUCACAAUUUGCUCUGGCUGAUGAUUCUGUGGAGACCAAUGCAAUGAUGAUCGAGGAGGGAGAUGCAGUGAAGAAAAAGGAGCACAAUACGCAGUCUAGCUUGUUCCUUCAGCAGGAUGCAGCGAUCAUCAUCCAGACUGCAUUCCGAAAGCUGAUGGCUAGACGUCGGGAUGAGGAAGAAGCAAAAGCCAAGGAUGGUGGUGAUAAGCAGGAGCAGCACCAAGAAAUGGGAAGUGGAAGUCCUGGCAGGUACUCCGUGAGCACAUCCGUCGAGGUUCAGACUGGUAACUCUGCAGAUCAUCUCUCCAUAUCAGAAAACAAUGGUGAACAACGCUACGCACAGAAGAAAGCCAGCAGAUGCCAAGAUUUCAGGUCCAAGGAAGACUGGGAUGACAGCACGCUUAGCAGUAACAUGUUAAGAAUGAGGAUUAAGAAUAGACUGGACGCCACUAACCGUCGUGAACGAGCACUUGCUUAUGCUUUCUCACAACAGCUGCGGAUCUGCUCAAGGAGCAAGCAAGCCAGGUCCGAAUGUACGCAGCAGCAGCCUAGCAUGAGUUGGCAUUGGCUUGAAAGGUGGAUGGCUACCCGAGCUCCUGAAUUCUCGUUCGAGAGCCAUUCAAACAAGCAAUUUGAACAGCCAUCAAAGAACAACAGCCAUAGAGAAGGAAAAGGCAAAUGUUUGGAUUUAGCAGUAGAAGAGAGGGAGAGUUGUGGGUCUAAUGAUGUACCUGUCCCUGCAAAGAGCUUAAAAGCCGACGCAGGAUUAGAAAAUGGCUCUUUCAUCAUCACAACCAAAAACGGAGCCAAGCCUCUAAGAAGUAUCUCCAGGAGGAAAACAGUACCAAGCUACCAAUAUCCUCCAAAAGAGCAAAAGACAGUGGAGAAGAGUUGUGCCAAUUUAGAGCACGACAAAAGGCAGAAGCUGAAAAGAUCAAAGAGCAACAGAGAAACCAAGUGCAAAGAUGCUUCAGCAUCUUACAACUAUGGCAAUAUGCACUUCCUUGUGAACUGAACUGAAAGCAAUGUAUCAAAUGAACUUAGAUAUCUUAGCCAUUGUUUCAGUAUCAAAUCAUUGAAUAAGCAAUAAUGAAGCUACUAGCUUCCA
Messenger RNA from Linum trigynum, 2016 nucleotides. The record is from the annotation of a GenBank genome assembly. NCBI's taxonomy places the organism in Eukaryota, Viridiplantae, Streptophyta, Magnoliopsida, Malpighiales, Linaceae.